UGUCUAGGCAGCAAAGGACAGGCUCUCCCCUUGGGGCGGGCUCGUGACCUGCGCGCUGGGUUGUCUCAGUUGCAGGAAAUCGUCUUUAAGAACUCCUACACGGCUUUCCUGACUGUGCGAGUGCAGCGGCGCCGUCCCUGUGAUGUGGGGCGUGCCAGCGCCAGGAAGUGGGUCACCUGCUUGUGGAAUCACUGCCUGAUGCCCAGCCCACACACAGAGGCCGGCUCCCAGGAUUACUUCUCUCUCUUCAGGCAUCAGCCGCCCCAUGGCGACCCGCCCAGCCCCGUGCACCGUCCGCAGCCCUGUGGUUCUGCAGGUGGGAGAUGUGAAGACGGACCUGGCUCGGCCUGGCGUGGCCGUCAUUGAUGUGGCCUUGCCCCCCGCCCAGCCCCUGGAUUUGCAGGAAAUCGUCUUUAAGAACUCCUACACGGCUUUCCUGACUGUGCGAGUGCAGCGGCGCCGUCCCUGUGAUGUGGGGCGUGCCAGCGCCAGGAAGUGGGUCACCUGCUUGUGGAAUCACUGCCUGAUGCCCAGCCCACACACAGAGGCCGGCUCCCAGGAUUACUUCUCUCUCUUCAGGCAUCAGUUGCUGUGUGAUGUGGAUCAGGUGACUGCCGUGCGUUUGAUUCUUCGCCAGCCCUCGCCCGUUUGGCUGCACUUCACCCUGGAGGAGCUGCGGCUCUACCCCAGGGGCCAGCAGAGCCUGCAGACAGACUUCCCGUCCUGGCUGUCCCACCUGGCCCCCCAGCAGCAGCCAGAAAACCUGCAUGGGGGUGUCCCCGACCCGGAAAAGGUGUCUACAGAAGUCCAGCAGCUGUGGGUACUAACAGAGAUGAUCCGCGCUAACCAGACGGCAGCCCGAAUCGGGCGUUUUGACGUUAGUUUCCAGUUAGCUCUGUUCAUUGCCCACAGGGGCUGGCCCCCUGCUCUGGGCUUGCUGUGUGGCCCGGCGUGCACCGAAGGGGCAGGAUGUAUUUUGGGCACUGCAGCAUCUGCUGUCAUCCUGAGCUGCUCCCAGCUGGCCAUGCUGUACGAAAUGCCAUCAAACUGCUGGGAAAGCUCCUGAGGGUUCCCGGUUCAGGAGUAUUGGAGGUGGAUGGCUGUUACGACAUCAAUCUGCUCUCCUACACCUGAGCUCUGGCCCAGGCUGGCUGCCCUGAACUUGCCAUCUGCACAGCACGUUUCCUUCAUUGCUGAUCAGAGUCUGCCUCAGCUCUCCCAAGCCAAGAGGGUUGUUUUCUCUCCCUCCCUGUUCUGUGCUCCCUCAGCCUCCCCCACAGCAUCUCCUGGGCUUCUUGGCUCCUUGGUGCUGGCCAGAUUCCUCCGUCUGCAUCUCCUUGGGGCCUGCGGACUUCCUCUUCUCCUGGCACUGCAUAAGCUCCCUGUUCUGGGCCUGGCAGGCAUGUCCCCCAGCCUCCUGAUCAAAUCACAUUGCAGGUGUUUGGCAGAGCACACACACACACCCCCCCCCGGGAAUUUCAGACGAAUCCUGCUUCCAGUGAGAUCUGGGGUGCCAAUAAUCCUGGGGUGGGCAAAGCUCAAGGGAUGUGCUGGGCUCUGGGAACAGAGUUACUGCCCUGAAUAUUGCACCAGAGCCCUGCCCCUCCGAGCUUGGAGCUGCCUGGGGCUCAGCGUGGGGCUGGUGUGCUGCAGGCAUGGGACAGGGAAGGGACUGUGAUGUUCCCUGUUUCUUGCCAUUGCCCAUGGCAGUGCAGUGGGAGGUGCUACCCAAAAGCCACAGGGCUACUUUGGCAGUUUUUUUCUGUUCUCCCUGUUCUGGUAGGGUACAGGGCUGGGGCCCUACUACCUUCCCUUCAUGGUAGUGGGGCUGCAGGGGCAUGGCGAGGGGGGAGGAAGGACUGUCGGUUGGAGCCUUCCUGGCUGUGGAUUUUAGCAAGGUUGCAGGACUCAGAGCCUGGGAUGGGGAGAGCUGUCUGUGGGCUCUUGGGAGCCUCAGCACCAAUGGCAAUCAAAGUAUGCUACCGCAGAACACAGUCCAGACACCCCCCAUCGCUCCCAGCCUGGGAUUGAGUGUGGGAUCCCCAUUGUCUCCCAGCCCCAAUUGGCUCCUGACCCAUAAAUGUGCAAACUCUGUGAAGAUGGGCAGCUUGUCACCUAGCCCCUCUGAUAGCCCCAGGGUGCUCCCAGAUGCUCACUUCCAAUCAUGGAGUAAAUAGCAGCCACACAGAAGAGAUUUGAACUUUUGGUCUCCUGGAUCCCAGCCUGGAGCACCUUCCCCCGGGCCCCUGGAUCAUGGCCUGGAGGCUCCCCCCCCCCCCCCCAAUACACACACACACACCAGGUACUGGGGGUUGUCUCUCUCUCUCUCCUGCAGUGCUGGGCAAGAUUCCCAGCAGCCCUGUGUGCUGCUCCUGAGCACCCAGUCCCUUGGUAACACGGGUGUGGGCUGGUUCGCGGGCUCAUGGGCCUGCUCAAAAAAGCAGGGGAUGGGGUGUGUCUUGGGAACCGCUGCAGCAACCGAGCCCCACUUUGUGCCAUUAACUCUCCCAGGAGGUGCAGUGGAGAGUGCUGACACCUGACGUGGGACAAUGGCAUGACUGCCACUUUCCCUGGUAUUCAGGGCAGUGGCAGGAGGUGAACACCUGGCCUCUCCCCAUGUUCUCUCCAAGGGGGCUGGAGUAGCUUGCACCUUCCAGCCUUCGCCACAUGUAACCUUGCGCCUACCCUGGGAAUGGCUGGCCCCAGCAUCUGUCUGGGAACCGAGGUCCAGAGAGACUUGCCCAGGGUCACAUAAGGAGUUUGUAGCAGAACUGGGACAUGAGCCCUGGUCUCCUGAAUGCCAGCCUGGUGCCCUCUCCCUGGGCCAUCUUUCCUGGCCACGUGCUUCCUUCCAUCCUUCCUGGCUGCAUGUGGCUGGGCUGGCCUGAGUAGGACAUGGGUCUUGGGCUGUAGCCAGCCAUGCUGUUCCCUCCAACAGUCACUGUGCCCAUGGGGAUCUGACCCCUAUUCUGCCUGUCCCCACGGGGGGGAUGCAUCAUGCAUUUGCUGGAUCUGCACCCAGCUGCUCUAAUAAACAACCCCCAAAGCUGA
Molecule: messenger RNA, 3051 nt
Organism: Malaclemys terrapin pileata
Lineage: Eukaryota; Metazoa; Chordata; Testudines; Emydidae
Gene: NICN1
Product: nicolin 1, tubulin polyglutamylase complex subunit
Exons: 7
Coding region: 266-1066 (266 amino acids)
Cellular component (GO): nucleoplasm
Source: RefSeq, a predicted model, not a curated record